AUGGGUACAGGGCUGUCUGUGUUGGCGACAGCCACUCUGCAAAGAGGUGUCGUGAGCUGUACAAGUAAUCUAGAUCCUGUGCUCAUCAAGGUUAAAAACAUGGAGCUGAUCUCCCCGGGAAAUUCCCCCAUCUCCUCAACCAGCUCAGGCCUGCUUUCCUCUACGUUCCCAGCAGAGCCCCUAGCCCAAAGCCACCCUGUCCCAGACACUCUGAACGUAGCCUCAGAGCCUGCUGACCUUCAUCUCGUCUGCAAAUUUCCAUAUGUAUUGAAGAGCUGCGCAGAAUUUAUCGAGACUCAUGGUAUUGUGGAUGGAAUCUAUCGGCUUUCAGGAGUCACCUCAAACAUACAGCGGCUGAGGCAAGAGUUUGGCUCGGAUCAAUGUCCAGAUCUGACAAGGGAAGUGUACCUCCAGGACAUCCACUGUGUGGCCUCACUCUGCAAGCUCUACUUUAGGGAGCUGCCCAACCCCCUUCUGACUUACGAGCUGUAUGAGAAAUUCACGGAGGCCGUGUCGCAUUGCCCAAAAGAAGGUCAACUGGCCCGAAUCCAAAAUGUUGUCCAGGAGCUUCCCCCAUCCCAUUAUAGGACCUUGGAAUACCUGAUUCGACACCUGGCCCACAUUGCCUCCUUCAGCAACAAGACCAACAUGCACGCCAAGAACCUGGCCCUGGUGUGGGCGCCAAACUUGCUCAGGUCUAAAGAGAUCGAAGCCACUGAUUGUAAUGGAGAUGCAGCCUUCCUUGCUGUUCGGGUCCAGCAGGUGGUGAUCGAGUUCAUAUUGAAUCACGUGGACCAAAUCUUUAACAACAGUGCACCUGGGUCUCUGGAGAAUGAUGAAAACCGGCCCAUCACGAAGAGCUUGACCUUGCCAGCCCUCUCCCCGCCCAUGAAGUUGAUGAGCCUGGAGGAAGCUCAGGCCCGUAGCCUGGCUACUAACCAUCCAGCUCGGAAGGAAAGGAGGGAGAAUAGCCUGCCUGAGAUUGUCCCUCCCAUGGGGACCCUCUUUCACACCGUCCUUGAGUUGCCAGACAAUAAGAGAAAGCUUUCCAGUAAAUCAAAGAAAUGGAAAUCAAUAUUUAACCUGGGACGUUCUGGAUCAGACUCCAAAUCAAAGCUUAGUAGAAAUGGGAGUGUAUUUGUGAGAGGACAGAGGCUCUCAGUGGAAAAGGCGACUAUCCGACCAGCCAAAAGCAUGGACUCACUGUGCUCAGUGCCUGUGGAAGGAAACGAAGCCAAGGGAAACUUCAGUCGAACAGUCACCACUGGUGGAUUUUUCAUUCCAGCAACAAAAAUGCACUCGACAGGCACUGGCAGCUCAUGUGACCUCAGCAAGCAGGAGGGCGAGUGGGGCCAGGAGGGGAUGCCCGUGGGGGCUGAGGGUGGCUUUGAUGUGAGCAGUGACCGGAGCCAACUCCAGGGCGCUCAGGCCCGACCCCCACCCGAGCAGCUGAAGGUAUUCCGGCCUAUCGAGGAUCCCGAGGGAGAACAGGCAGCCCCAAAGAUGCUGGGCAUGUUCUACACUUCCAGCGACAGCCCCACCAAAUCCGUCUUCACCAGCAGCCUCUUCCAGAUGGAGCCCUCGCCCCGUCACCAGCGCAAGGCACUCAACAUCUCAGAGCCUUUUGCCGUGUCUGUGCCACUCCGUGUGUCCGCUGUCAUCAGCACCAACAGCACCCCGUGCCGAACACCCCCGAAGGAGCUGCAAUCUCUUUCCAGCCUGGAAGAGUUCUCUUUUCAGGGGUCAGAGAGUGGAGGUUGGCCAGAAGAGGAGAAGCCACUGGGAGCUGAGACUUCUACAGCUUCUGUAUCUAAGAAGACAGCUCUUGAGGAUGCCACGCCAGCACCUGAAGCAGUGGGAACAGUGGAAUGCAGCAAAGGCCUUUCCCUAGAGCCUGGCGCCCAGCUGGAGGAGAAGACCACAGAAAUCUCCUUGGGAUCUCAACAUUUAAGUGAAUUAGAAAAGAGGCCAAAUCCGGAGAAAGUGGUGGAGGAGGGACAAGAGGUUGGCCACGGGGAGUCCUGCACCCUGCAGGAGAGCCCCAGGGUCAGAGCCGAAGCUGUGUUUCUCCAUGAGAUGGAUGAAGAGGAUCUGGCCAAUGCCCUGAUUUGGCCCGAGAUUCAACAAGAACUGAAAAUCAUUGAAUCUGAGGAAGAGCUCACCUCGGUUCCACCACCUGCUCUGAAGACCAGCCCAAUUCAGCCAAUUCUUGAGUUGAGUACAGGGCCCUUUGCUUCCCUGGAGCUUCCCGGGAGCUUGCCAUGUGGCUCCGCCCCUGCCCCAGUCUCCACCUCCCUGAAGGAGUGGACUAGGGAUCCAACCAAUCAGAGCACACAGGGGACUUACACAACAGCCAAUGGACAGAAGCCAGAGACGACCCCUGGCCUCCACAGAUCCCAACCUGAGCAGGGGCAGGGCCUGCGACCCGACCCCGCCAGCCUGGCUCCCUUGGAAAUAGUUCCGUUUGAGACAGCGUCUCCACAAGCAAAGGUGGAGGUGGGAGGCCCAGGGAAUCUCUCCCCUCCACUCCCACCUGCUCCUCCCCCUCCAACUCCUCUGGAGGAGGUACCUCCAGUCCUGAUGUCAAAGGGUGGCCCUGAGAGAGAAGACCCAUCCGGGAGUUUGAGGACAAAUCCCUAUAUAGACCAGCUGAAGUCCAAAGACACUCCUGGGAUCCCUAUCCUCUAUCAGGGAGAAGAGUCUUCUUCAAGACAGAGUGAAAAGCAGAAUUCAAAGAACGCAGCUCCAGUGGGAGAAGGCUCUGGUGUUCCAAGCCCAACAAGGGAGGUUGAGAUCAUCCCGCAAGGAGAGGGGUAUGUAGCCCAUUCGAUGCAGGAGCCUUCAGACUGUGACGAAGAUGACACUGUGAUCGACGUUGCCCAGCAUGGCCUGGAGAUGGUGGAACCCUGGGAGGAACCCCAGUGGGUGACGAGUCCCCUUCACUCUCCCACCCUGAAGGAGCUGCAGGAGGCCCAGGUGCAGGGCCCGCAGGGUCACCGAUUGGAGAAGAGGCUAUCCCACAGGCCCAGCCUUCGCCAGAGCCAUUCUCUAGAUAGCAAACCCACUGUUAAGAGCCAGUGGACUCUCGAGGGUCCCUCCUCCAGCAGCUGUGCUAAUCUUGAAACAGAGAGGAGUUCUGAUCCUCUGCAGCCCCUGGCACCCAGGAGAGAGAUUACUGGAUGGGAGGAGAAAGGCCCGAGGCCCUUCAGAGAGCUCUCGGGCCUGAAAGGGACAGAGGCUCUUCCCAACCAGAAGGGACCGGGUGGUGUGCAACCCAAGCCAGCAGAAACCAUCCCUGUCAGCCUAGCAGAGGCAAAGGAGCGGGGGACACACCUGGGGCCCAGCAACCCACAGAUUAAGCAAGGCAGUGUUCCUGGGCCAGAGAGCAGCAAAGAGAGUUCACCCAGCAUACAGGACAGCCCCUUGCCUGGAGAGCAUCCCUCAAAGUUACAGCUAAAGAGCACUGAGUGUGGCCCGCCAAAAGGGAAAAAUAGGCCUUCUUCCCUCAACUUGGACUCUGCCAUUCCCAUUGCUGACCUCUUCCGGUUUGAGAAUGUAGCCUCACUUAGUUCACCUGGAAUGCAGCUCUCUGAGCCAGGAGACCCGAAGGUCACAUGGAUUUCCUCACCUCACUGUAAAGCAGACCCCUGGAGGGUUUAUUCCCAGGACCCACAGGACCUGGACAUUGUUGCUCAUGCCCUGACAGGCCGCCGUAACUCAGCUCCUGUAAGUGUGUCAGCUGUGAGAACCUCCUUCAUGGUCAAACUGUGCCAGGCCAGAGCAGUCCCAGUCAUCCCACCCAAGAUUCAGUACACCCAGAUCCCACAGCCGCUGCCUUCUCAGAGUUCAGGGGAGAGUGGGGCUCCGCCUCUGGAGAGGAGCCAAGAAGAACCCAGCUCAACUAGUGGGACCUCUCAGAAACCUGCCAAAGGUGACUCUCCUGCCUCCCUGGAAAGCCCAGAGGAAGAGAAACUAAAGCAAGAUACGGGAGCCAUGAAACCCUUGCCGAUGGAUGCUAAUGCAUCCUGCAUGUGUGAGGGACCCACCCUUUCUCCAGAACCCGGCUUGGCUAACCUGCUUUCCAGCCAGGAUGCAAUGGUGCAAUGCCGAAAGCGCACGUCAGAGACAGAACCAUCUGGGGACAACCUUCUUUCUUCAAAAAUAGAGCGCCCAUCGUCUGGGGGUUCUAAGCCUUUCCACAGGUCAAGGCCAGGAAGACCUCAGAGCCUCAUCCUAUUCAGUCCUCCUUUCCCCAUUAUGGACCACCUGCCCCCCUCAUCCACAGUGACAGAUUCCAGAGUCCUGCUGUCCCCUAUCAGAAGUCCCACCCAGACAGUUUCCCCCGGCCUUCUUUGUGGGGAGUUGGCAGAAAACACAUGGGUCACAUCAGAAGGAGUUACACUUAGGAAUAAAAUGACCAUCCCUAAGAAUGGCCAGAGACUGGAGACCUCAACCAGCUGUUUUUACCAGCCCCAGCGGAGAUCAGUGAUUCUGGAUGGAAGAAGUGGGAGGCAAAUAGAAUGACAUCACUUCACCUUCUGGUGUGAGAAAAUGUCAUGAUUCAUCUGGAAGUUAUUACAGGGCCAACUUGCCAUUUUCCAGGCACACAUUUGGGCUCAUUUUGGCCUCUGACUUCUCUUUCUUCAGCCUUUUGACCAUUUGUUAAUUAGUUCAUUUGCUAGAAGAAUGGUCAAGGGAAAAACCAAGAGAUGCAAUUUAGAUAUGAUUCUAUGAGCAAGUGGGGAAAGGUUAGUCAAGGAAAGAGGAUAAAAGGUUUCCUCCAUUGAAAGUUGGGGCUUGUUUGUGAGUUGCACUGCUCCCCUGUUGCCAUUAUCUAUUACUCUUGACAGCUGGCUUUGAUAAUACCCUUUGAAAGAAAGAAAAACCCCUUACCUGUGUCAUAAAAUGUUGCUAUUGAGGUUAGAAGGCCUCCUCUUCAUGCUUUUUAACACUCUUUGAAGCGUGUGUUCUUUUAGAACAGUUUUCUAAUAAGCUUUGUAAAAGUGUACUAUCCCAAAUAGAAGCAGAUUUGGAAAUGCAAACUAAACGUGCACCUAGAUAUCCAGUGGGCGAGUUUACCUAGGCCCUUUCCCUGGAAUCCCUGCAGACCUGGCCAACGUGACUCCAUAUACUGGCAUAGAAAAUCAGAAUCAUGAGUAAACCCUGAGACUGGCAUAGUCCAAGAAGACUUUCUGGCUUUUUUAAUUUGGGACUCCAACUGCCAAUGUACUGAACUUUGAUUUAUAAGUCCAGUAGCUGGCCCGGGUAGGGGCUGAGCUGAAGAUUACCUUAAUGAAAUGUUCUAAAUCUUCAUUUAGGAAUGCAAUCAUGAGGUGAAGGUAUCUGCUUUCUUUACAAUGUCAGAGUCCAAGAACAGGAUUUCAUCGUCGAGAAAAGCCUCCCACACAGGCAGAAUUGCACUCCACACUUAAUGUGUUUACAUAGACGGGGCAUUAGUAGAAAACACUUCCAGCUCAACUUCGCUCUUCCACAGUAGGCUGGCCUGCCCUAGCAGGACAGGAGAGGAAAAAGGGAGGAGCCCUAGGAGGAGAGGGAAGAGCCCUAGCAGAAUGGCUGUCACUACAACUCACCGAGAGCCAGUCUUGAAAAUGUAUUUCAUUUUAGCCAGUGAGUCCCUUCCUUUCUCCCCUUCCCUCCAUUGCUCAAGAGCAGAUUGGAGACACCCUUCUCCCAUAAUUCCCCUCAUCCACCACCCACUCUAGGCACUCAAACUUGCUCUUCUCUGUCUGUGUACAAGCAGAAGCAAUAAAUUUGAUUUUUUUUCAGUUA
Carlito syrichta (Philippine tarsier) is the source of this 5790-nucleotide messenger RNA. It is a transcript of the gene ARHGAP31, whose product is annotated as Rho GTPase activating protein 31. Lineage: Eukaryota; Metazoa; Chordata; Mammalia; Primates; Tarsiidae. The record is from RefSeq and is a predicted model, not a curated record. Gene Ontology annotation, molecular function: GTPase activator activity. The coding region runs from base 1 to 4524 and encodes 1507 amino acids. The transcript is spliced from 13 exons. Gene Ontology annotation, biological process: small GTPase-mediated signal transduction.